Messenger RNA from Pyrgilauda ruficollis (rufous-necked snowfinch), 3361 nucleotides. RefSeq names its product ubiquitin-associated protein 2-like. The transcript has 12 exons. The record is from RefSeq and is a predicted model, not a curated record. Lineage: Eukaryota; Metazoa; Chordata; Aves; Passeriformes; Passeridae. The coding region runs from base 98 to 1351 and encodes 417 amino acids. Gene Ontology annotation, molecular function: protein binding. Gene Ontology annotation, cellular component: cytoplasm; nucleus.
CAAGUGGUCACGUGACUGUGGUGAGGCCACUGCUGCUUUGUGAGCACAUUGGGCAGAUUUUCUGUUUUGUACAUACGUUGUUUUGUAUAUACUGUAUAUGAUGACUUCGGUGGUCAGUGAACGUACCCGGGGUACUAGGGACAAAAUGCAAAUUUCAACCUCUCAGCCAACACAACUACAGAAACAAGUAGUACAGGCAACAGCAGAACAGAUUCGCCUUGCUCAGAUGAUCUACGAUAAGAAUGACACAGAUUUUGAAGAUAAAGUGAAACAACUUAUGGAAGUGACGGGGAAAAACCAGGAUGAGUGCAUAGUGGCACUACAUGAUUGUAAUGGGGACAUGAACAGAGCAAUUAACAUAUUGCUGGAAGGAAGUUCAGACACGACUUCUUGGGAGACUGUAGGGGGAAAGAAGAAAAACCUUGGAAAAGAAGGUUUGGAAAACAAAGAGAACAGAGAGAAACGAGGGGACAGAGAAAUGAGCCGUGGAUGGGGAAGUUCCAACAGACGGGGAAGAGGAGGCAGCCGUGGCCGAGAGUUCAGAGCUGAAGAGAAUGGAGUGGACAACAGUCAAGGAGACAGGCCUUCAGACCGUGGGAAACGUAGCCAUGGGAGAGGGUUUGGACGUGGCAGAGGGAGAGGAGCAGGGAGGUUUUCAACCCAAGGCAUGGGGACAUUUAACCCUGCAGACUAUAUGGAGUCUUCUGCCACUGAUGGCUUUGGGACAAAAUCAGAGAUUUGGGAGACUGGUCAGAAUGAUGCAGAUGAUGGAACUGGAGCAUGGAAAAACUCAGUAGAAGAAUGGACUGUAGAAGAUUGGAAUGAAGAUCUUUCUGAAACAAAAGUCUUCACUGCUUCCUCUGUUCCAGCUGAGAAUCAUGUGACUCCUAGGCAAAGCACUGAUUUGGUAACACUGCUUCAAAAGCCCGAAAAGCCUGUGACCCUUACCCAAGAGACAGAAGGCAACUCGUUUGAGGCUCCCCAGCAACAAACCUUUGGCCAAGCCCUAGUUUUCACAAAUUCUCAGCACAGCACCCAGAUGGCAUCAGGAACUGGCAGCUCCAGUGCUGUAAACUCUUAUUCUCCUCAAAGUCUGUCUGCAGUUCUUUGUCCUGGCUUUCGAGAACAUGGCUCUCCUAAACUGACAAACUCUACUGGAUCCCAAAUCUUGGACCAGUUGAAAUCUCCAGGUUUGGGUCAGUUUACCUCUCAACAAAACAAUAAUAGUUCUACUACCACUACCACAUCAUCCUGGGAUCAAAAACCGCCCAUUACCCAGGCUUCAGUCCUUAGUCAGUUUGGUAAGUGCUUUGAUAUAGCUUUCUCUCUGUUAGCCUAUAAGAUGUCUUAAUGCCAAUAGCAGUUUAAAAUUGCCUUAAAUGAAAAACUUUUGUAAAAUACCAUAAUCCUAAUAAUAUAAUUGGUUACAGCAUUGUGCUACACUUAGUUGCUGGUAAUAGACAUUAUAAGUAUAUCACAAACUAAGUUUUGAGAGGCUUAAGUAUAUCUAUAAAUGUCAUUGAAUCUUAUGAGGUUUCUGAGCUUUCAUGUAAUGACAUCUUUGAUUUAAUAUGCUUGAAUAUUUAAAUGCAAUUUUGUUGUGACUGUGUCGUGGUUUAACCCCAGCCAGCAACCAAGCCCUAUGCAGCUGCUCACUCCCUUUCCCACCAGUGGGACUGGAAAGACAAUGGGAAGGGUAAAAGUGAGAAAACUCGUGGGUUGAGAUAAAGACAGUUUAAUAAGGAAAGCAAAAGCCACACACUCAAGCAAAGCAAACUAAGGAAUUUGUUCACCCCUUCCCAUGGGCAGGCAGGUGUUCAGCCAUCUCCAGGAAAUCAGGGCUCCAUCAUGUGUAAUGGUGACUUGUGAAGACAAAUGCCAUCACUCCAAACGUCUUCCCCCUUCUCCUUCUUCCCCCAUCUUAUAUACUGAGCAUGAUGUCUCAUGGUCUGGAAUAUCCCUUGGGUCAGUUUGAGUCACCUGUCCCAACUGUCUCCUCCCAACCUCCCACACACCACCAGCCUCCUCCCCAGCAUGGCCGUACAAUGAGCAGAAAAUGCCUUGACUCUGUAUAAGCUCAGCAAUAAGAAAACCACCUCUAUAUUAUCAACCUUGUGUUCAGCACAAAUCCAAAGCAUAGCCCCAUACCAGCCACUGGGAAGAAAAUUAACUCUACCCCAGCCAAAACCAGUACACUUUGUUUCUCAACAAAUCCCAGAAAAUACCUAUUUUCAGUGUGCCUAUGCUGCUUCUAGGUUGUACCAUAUUUUGUCUUUUCCCCCAAUUUCUUCUCUUCUUAUCACUGAAUGAAUUUUGAAUGAGUACUACAUAAUUUCUUCGUAAUUUGCAUUACAUCUCAGCAUUCCUUCCCAGUGUGAAGUCUAUGUGUGCUGAAAAUUAUGCAGGUUACCAGUUUUUUCUGUUCAUAAUUGUAUGGAUUUUUCAUUUAAUUGAGUAAAAUUAGUGGAAAUGGCAAAAAUGACAAACAUUGGUUUUACAGUGUAGUUUCUAGCAAUAUUCUCACUGUGAAGGGUGAUAGCUCUUGUAUCUCUCUGCUGUGUGAGUGUAUGUUUCCAGAUAGAUAAGCAGCUAAACUGGUAGCAGUUAUAAUCUUUAACAUGCAGAAAUUCUGAAAAAAUGUUUAUGUACAUUUUAAGUUGACUUCUAAUACACUUCAACUGGAUAAAAAAACCUUCACGCUGCAAAUGCAUGCAUCUCUUACGGUUGUUGACCAGUGCUCUGAGAUACUUUCAGUGUCUGGAAAUAUGAAAGGGGAAGUCUUGGGAAAAAAACUGUAAGCAUCCAGAGUCUCUUGACUUUCAGUCAUAUUGAGAUGGUAGAUGACUUCCUAUUUCUGUUGAAAAUAUUUUCUUUUGUAGGGGCAAGGGAAUCCUAACUCAUAAUACCACUAAGUUUCAAAUCUAGACCCCCUCGGAAGUAAUCAUAUUUUAUCAUCACAAUUAAUUGCCGUAAAACAUGCAGUGUUUGACUAAAAUAGUCAAUAACAGUUUUUGGGGCCUAAUGUGUGAUAAUGUUACGUCACUAUAUGAAUAGGUUUGCUUUUAUAUUUUUUAAGAAAGUCAAGGCAAGCAGCUUGGGUGCAGGUGCAUUUUGCAGCAGACCAGGGGAUCUAUGGGAAGUGGCUGGUGAUGGUGUCCUGAACUGGGGAAACCCCAGGAGAGCAUCAAGACUGUCUUAAGUUGCAAGAUGUGGCUGGGGGCAUGUAUUCUACCAUCUGUUAGAGGUGGGGCAGUUAUCUUCUGUUAAUUGAGCCACCUGUUAAAACCAAGCGGGGCAGUUUUCUUUAUCUCUUCCAUGACCAAUCCUCCCUCCGGUGAGAUUUCUUCUGUUAAUGGGCCAU